Messenger RNA from Macadamia integrifolia, 1545 nucleotides. RefSeq names its product glutamic acid-rich protein-like. The record is from RefSeq and is a predicted model, not a curated record. Lineage: Eukaryota; Viridiplantae; Streptophyta; Magnoliopsida; Proteales; Proteaceae. The coding region runs from base 270 to 1421 and encodes 383 amino acids. The transcript is spliced from 3 exons.
UAUUUGGCUUUCGCUUUUUCGUUCUGGAAGUUCUAGUCCUAGGGUUUGUUUUCGGCGCAGGGUUUCGUUGCCGACCUUUUUCUCUUCCGGGUUUUUGUGUAUUUCGGAUGAGAUUGAACCCAAGAUCUUGUGAUUAGAAGUGAUUCUUACUAAGGUUGGAGAUUUAUUGCGGGAGAGUCUUCUUGGACAAUCUUGGAUUGUUGCAGACGAUUGACUGGUUUCGGAUUCUACAAUAAGGGCCGUUUACAGUUUUGAUUGCAUUGUCAAGGAUGUCUAGGUGUUUUCCUUAUCCUCCUCCGGGAUAUGAGGGGAAAAGUGAUGCCCUAGAUGAGGCCCUGAUCAAUUCGAUUAAGCUCCAGAAAGAAAAGAAGCCCAAAAAGGAAAGGAAGAAAGAGAAGAGGGAGAAGAAAGAAAAGAGGGGAGAGGGGGAGAAGAAAGCCAGGGAGAAAGGAUGUGUUGAAGAGAAACAACAGAAACAUGAGAAGAGGCACAAGAAUGAAAGGAGCAAGGUAGAACUUGAAGGAGAUCAUCCAAGAAGAGAAGAAGCAGAACACUUUGAGAAGAGUGGCCUUACCGAAGAACAUGGGCAGCCUGUCAGUUCCCAGAACUUGUAUGACUCUUCUGACAGCACUCAGAACAGCCACAAGAGAAAAAAGCACUGCUCGCCAUGUAGGAGCAACCAUAACCUUGGGAGCAUUCUUCGGAUCCGUUUGAAACCCAAAGAUCAAGAAACAUUCCCCAGCAAAGAGUUGCCCUGUUCAAAUUCUGGCAAGGCUGAUCACAUUUUGCAAGGGAAGUAUGAAAUUCCUCCAAGACUUUGUCAAGAGCAGCUCUAUUCUACGUCUGGGAGGCAGCAGCAAUGUUCUACCUCUGGAAGGGCUUUUGUUGCUGAACAAGAGAGUUUGAAACAGAAGGAUCGAGAAAUACCACCAAGAAAAGAGUUACCCCAAUCGAAUUUGUUGAAUGCUGGACCUGUUUUGCAAGGGAAGUACGGAAUUUCUCCAAGACUUGGCGAAUUGCAGAGCUGUUCUACCUUGGAAAAGGCUACUGUUUUGCGAGAAGGUUGUGAAUAUGAUCCAAGGCCCAUGGGAGAACAGACUUGUUCCACAUCUGGAAGAGUGGGUGUACAAGUUUUAGACAUUGCUGAAAGUUCUCACAGAUCCAGCAGAAAGCUGAAGAAGAUAGAGGCACAAUAUAGAGAAUUGAUCGAAAAUUGGGUUCCUCCUAUUAUUCAGAGUUCUCUUCCUGAUUUUGAUGAUCAGGAAUGGCUCCUUGCGACACAAUCUAAAACAGAGCGAGAGGCGAAAAGAUUUAAACCAAGUAAUGAUGGAGUUCGUCAAGGAAGCUCUAGUCUGUGGCCACAAGCGUGUUAUUUACCCGAGGCUGCUAUAUAUGCGUUGCCUUACACGGUACCUUUUUGAAGCUGGUUUGUUCCUGCGGGCAAAUUAUGGGGCGUGGCUUUAUUUUCCCCCCAGCUUGUGCCCAAACGUGGUGUGGAACUCUAUUUUUUCAUCAAUACAAUUUUAUCCAUGAGAUAUCAAAAAA